Soboliphyme baturini is the source of this 378-nucleotide messenger RNA. Lineage: Eukaryota; Metazoa; Nematoda; Enoplea; Dioctophymatida; Soboliphymatidae. The record is from the annotation of a GenBank genome assembly.
AUGCGAGUGCUAGUCGUCUUCGUGGUAAGCCUGAAGACCUAUACGGCAUUGUUGUUCAUCAAGGAUGCGUGGAGUAUCGUUGGUGCGACGAAAGUGCAGAGCUGUCUGCAAGAGAAGGCCAUUUUUCCCGUCAAUAUGCCUCCCGUGAAGGAGGACGAAGAUCUCACUGACCUGUUCGCCAUCUACACGCAGUUCCAGUCAUACGGCUCUGCGCUGAGCGACGUGCCUUUACGCGAAUAUUUGGUUUUCGACAAGGAACUCACGUUCUACCACAGUGGUCCCGAUCAGGGCGCUAUCGAAGAGGCAGACAGUGAUGACAUUGAGGAAGACGUGGUCGGUGAUUGCGGCAAUGGUAUGGACGCGAUCGUGCACAGCUGA